This is a messenger RNA of Staurois parvus, 442 nucleotides long. Lineage: Eukaryota; Metazoa; Chordata; Amphibia; Anura; Ranidae. The record is from the annotation of a GenBank genome assembly.
GGUCGGGUUCUGGCACUUUGCGCACAAACUCGUAUGUGCGAGGAAACUGGCGGAAUGAGGCGGAGAGCACGUUCUCUCUGCUGGCCAAGUCCUGCCAUGACAUCGAUCUGAUCUCCUACUGGAUGGGCAAACAAAGGUGUGUGAAGGUGUCAUCGUUCGGUGCGCUGUCUCACUUCAUUGUACCAAGGAGAACAAGCCCAGUGGUGCCAGCAGUCGGUGUCUGGACUGUGCGGUGCAGGAGGCGUGUCCAUACUCGGUGCAGAAGAUUUAUCUCAACAAGGGUCACUUCGGCUGGCCCAUAGCGGUGGUGUGCAGCAAUGGCGUCUAUGACAUCGAGUCGCUGACCGAACAUUUGAGGACUGGCCCUUAUGGAAGGUGUGUCUAUGACUGCGACAACGAUGUCUGCACUAAUCAGGUCGUCAACAUGGAGUUUGAAGGUGGG